AUGGAUUCAUGUAUUCGAGAGACAUCUGCACGAGCGAUCGCAGCUGAUUUUCUUAUGCGUUUAAGGAAGAAAGGAGGUGAUGAAAAUCGAUUGAAAGUUGCCAGACAACUUUAUGACUAUAUAAAUGGGGAAUUACGUGAUAGCAGUGAUCAGUUUGCAGCGGAAUUUUUUGCAACAUUCGAUGCAAAAGUUGAUCAGAGUGCUAUACAUACGUUGAUGACGAGUUUGGAUAAUGACGAAAGAAAGGCAGGAAUUAUUUUGAUAGCUUGUCUGGUGGAAAAUGCUGGUGAUGAAACAAAACGUGUCCCACGUUUUGCUAAAUAUCUUCUCAAAGCACUAGUACAAGGCGAUGAAGCUGGUAUGAAGCUUGUUGCCAGGGCAAUUGCUUAUUUGAUUCAGACGUCGAAGACAUUCGCUGCUGAGCUAGUCGAAAAAUCCAUUAACCAGGUGUGUGAAUGGCUUGAAGAAUCUGAGCGACAUGAAUCACGUCGUCUUGCUGCUGUUUUUCUGGCAAGACAAUUGGCCUUAUAUACGUCAACAUCAUUUUUUCUGCGUGCAUCUAACUUUUUUUCCAAUAUUUUCAAAGUUAUCAGAGAUCCUAAGGCCACGGUACGAAUAGCAGCUACUAAGGCUUUGCAUGCUGCCCUUACGGUUACAUCACAACGCGAAGCACAUCAGAAAUCUGAAUGGUACUGGCGCUGUUAUGAUGAAGCAAUAAAUUCUUUGAAAUUUGACGGUUUAAAUCGAGAUGAAAGGCAACAUCCCAUGCUUCUGAUACUGAAUGAACUACUUCGAAUUGGUAAUGCACCGGCUGAGCGUCAACGCAUCCUAGCGCUUGGUUGUCAACCACAGCAGAAUGUUCGAACAGUAAUUGGAUCAAAUGCAAUAGAUUGGUUGACGGAGCGCACAUAUUCAGUUACUGUUGAUAGUCGAACUGCUAAUCAGCUUAUUGCAGAAAAAUUUAGUGACAUAUAUCGGGUGUGUAAUCUGGCAUGUACUUCACGUUAUGUUUGUUGCCAAACAACAUUGCUUGAAAUUUUUCCACGUCUUUCAUCAUUUGGAAAGACGCAGAUGGUUACUUCAAAUAAUAUUUUCAAUGUUGAUAUAGCUUCAAUGUUCAAUCAUGCAUUAAAUUUGACUACAAAACAUUCUCCUGCUUUCUUUACUCUUGGUUUGUUGGUACUUGAUCGGCCAAUAGAACUGCUUUUAAAACUACCUCGUCUUUUUGCUGUCAUACAAAUUCAGUUACAAACUGCAACGUACAAGCACAAAGCAGUGGAUGAAUAUGUCUUCUUAUGUUUAACAUUAGUUAUUCGCGCAUUAAAAGAAAAAAUAGAAUCCGAAAUUAAAACGCUAUUGCCGAUUUUAUUGUCCACAGGUUUAUCAAAAGGGUUAACGGAUGUUGCUUAUGAAAUAAUGCAGUCCAUACCUGGAUUGAAAACGGAAGCCCAAGAUGGUUUGUUGAAAGAGCUUUGUCAGCUUUUAAUGAAUCGCAAAUUGCCAAGUAAACUUGAUCCUCCGACAGAACCGCCCAUUCCAGUUGGUCCUGUGAAUGUUACUAAUGUGGCGCUUACAAAUCUUGCUUUAGCUACACUUGGUCGUUUCGAAUUUCAGCGACAUGCACUUCAGAUGUUUAUAAAUUAUAUAGCUCAUGGCUACUUGUCUUCUGAUUGCGUAGAAGUACGUUUAGCUGCAGUGGAUUGCUGCGCCAAAAUGUUGACGCCCUUUGUUCGUGUAUUUGAAUCGUUUGAAUGUGCCAAUAAAAAACAGCGUUUCGAUGUCCUAAAUUUAAUCCAGUCUGUACUUCGACAACUUGUUAUGGUUGCCGUUAUUGAUCCAUCGGUGGAAGUACGCUUGAGAGUUUUGCAGUGUUUCAAAGAUGGGGAUCCACUUCUGUUGUCGCAUUUAGCGCAGGCUGAUAUGCUUGAUUCUAUUUUCAUGACUUUGCAUGAUGAAAAGCUGGAAAUGCAGGAACAUGCGGUAGCGUUACUCGGAAAACUAGGCAGUAUGAAUCCUGCAUAUGUUUUACCCAGUUUACGUAAUGUACUGUUGGAGACACUUAUCCAACUGACGAAUAGUGGUGUGCCCAGACUCGAAGAACAUAGUGCUCGUGUAAUUGCACAGGUUGCUAAGCAGUCUCCAAAAUUUGCAAGGCCCUAUAUGAAUCCGAUACUGACAGCUUUGGUACCAAAACUGAGCUCCGAAAUCAGUCAUGUGGAUGUGACUGUGCAGGUAUUGAAUGCUAUAAGUGAAUUGGCAGUUGCGGGUGGUGCUGAUUUGGUAUUUUCAGUAGAAACUCUGUUUCCCUCGUUGGUGCAAUUUUUGCAAGAUUCCAGCAGUUUAAGUCGCAGAGAAGCUGCUUUGCGCACAAUGGGACAGCUUUGCCAGAAUACUGCAUAUGUCGUUGAUCCAUAUAAGGAGCAUCCUGAAUUGCUUGAUGUACUUCUGAGAUUGUUACGAACGGAAAUGAGUGUUUCAAUGCGUCGAAUGACCAUGCGGGUUUUGGGUAUUAUUGGAGCCUUAGAUCCUUAUACACAUAAAGUUUUCACUGGCAAAGUUUCUUCUCAAAAGUCGAAUUCGUUGGCUCUGUCAUUACCAGCUACAUCACCAUCCUUGGAUAUGCGGAACGAUACUAUUCAAUGGUUUCACUAUGAAAAGUGUACAUUAGCAGAACUCUAUCCUGCAUUUUCUAUAGCAAGUUUAAUGCAGAUGCUAAGAGACGAUUCACUCAGCCAUUUGCAUCGUGAUAUCACGCAAGCACUACUUACUAUAUUCGGCAGCCUUGGUCCAAGUUGCACUGUCUAUGUUAGCAAGGUUAUACCUCGCCUGAUUGAAGUAAUUCAAACAGCUACUCGACCCGAUUUGAAGCAGUUUUAUUUACAACAGUUGGCUAAUUUUAUUGCGAUAGUUGGCAGUAGUAUGAAACCAUUCAUGUCGAAAUUGUUUAGUUUGAUUAGAGAAUCAUGGUCAGAAGAUGUGAGCAUGCGACUUACUAUUGUUAAUGUCAUGCAACAAAUUGGCUCAGCAUUUGGUGCAUCAUUUGCACCAUAUAUUCCUGAGUUGUGUCCAUAUCUUCUGAGUAUUGUUCAUUCAGAUCGUACGAAGGAUAGAGCCAUCACUUGCGCUGUAUUCACAUGCGUUCAGUCAAUAUCGAUGUGUCUGGCACCACAUAUUCAUCUUGUUUUGCCACCUAUUUUGUUUGUUCUCGAUGAUCGGAGUGUCAAAGUGGAAGUGCGACGGAUUGCUCUGGAUACAGUUUAUCAGAUGGCUGAAACCAUUUGUAUUCGUGACCAUGCACCGAGAAUAAUGCAAGUCUGGUUACGAGUUAUUUCUGUCCAUGCACUACAGCAAAAGUUAUUACUUUUAUUAGUGGUUAUUGUCCGACAGAUGUGGAGACAGUUUCUGGUUUUUCGUAAAAGUGUUGACUAUGCUCUGGCUCGACAUAACUUGCACUGCGACGAAUAUUUAAAGCUUACUGUACAACUUGAUGAGGGAAGCGCUGCAUCUCCUUCACACUUUCCUUCAGUCAGAGUUUCUUCCAGUCAAGUAAAGCAGUUUAGUACAUCCGCUCGUCAUGAAAAAGGACAGCGAAUUAAUUUUGAUGUUUUAAAAAGGACUUGGACUACUGCUCAACUUGUAUCGAAGGAGGACUGGGACCAGUGGCUUGUUCUACUGCGAAUUCAAUUUAUUCGACAGAGCCCUUCCGCAGCUCUUCGCGCAUGUGCUCCUUUAGCCGACGUGCAUAUAUCGCUUGCGAAAGACCUGUUCAAUGCAGCAUUUAUGUCAGUUUGGACAGAUCUGGACGAAAUGCAGCAGAGAGACUUGGAGACGAACCUUAAAUAUGCUCUUGAUUCCAGUAACCAUACUGAUAUCAUACAAACAAUACUUAACCUUGCAGAAUUUAUGGAACAUUCCGAAAAAGGACCUUUACCGGUUGGUAGUGAAAGGCUCUGUAAAUGUGCGGAACAGACACGAGCAUACGCUAAAGCGUUACGGUAUACAGAAUUGAAUAUUCGCGAGAAAUUUAACAGAGAUCCAGAUCCGGAACACUGCCGCUCUCUUAUUACUUAUGCAAACAAAUUGAAUCUCCAAGAAGAAGCCGCUGGAAUUGUGGCAUUUGCUCGACAGCAUAAUAUGGAAAUUGGAAGGCAAGGACGUUGGUAUGAAAAACUGAAUGAAUGGGAGAAGGCAUUGGAGAUAUAUAACAAUGAAACAUUUAUUACUGAUGAGCUAUACGAACAUCAGAUGCGAUGUUUAGAAGCAUUAGGACAGUGGGCUGAAUUAAAUGACUUAGGAAAAAAAGCGUUUGCGGAAGUGGCUGCAGCAGCAAGUGCAACUAGAAGGCAAAAUAUGGCAAUAACUGCAGCGCGAGGUAGUUGGGCAAUCGAAGACUGGGAAACAAUGGAUUAUUAUGUCAAACAGAUUAAUGAAAAUAAUCAAGACGGAUCCUUUCUUCGAGCUGUGCUGGCUAUUCGAAAUGAACAGUACCAUGAUGCAUUGGUUUACAUUGAAAAGGUACGUGACAUGUGCGACACAGAAUUAACAGCUAUGGCAUCAGAAAGUUAUGAAAGAGCUUAUGGUGCAAUGAUUCUUGUACAGCAACUAACCGAGUUAGAGGAAGCCAUUGAAUAUAAAAUGUGGCCUGAUCGAAGGAUUCGAAUUGCUGUUGUUUGGAGUCGACGUUUGCAAGGAUGCCGACCAAAUAUUGAACAGUGGCAGAGGCUGCUGCUGGUAAAAUCAUUAGUGCUUUCACGGAAUGAAAUGCGCCCACUGUGGAUUAAAUUCUCAUCACUUUGCCGACAAUAUGGGAAGCUAUCAAUGUCACGUCGAAUUUUGGCAGAUUUAUUAGGACUAAAACGAAAUGAAGAAUUACACGAAAUAUCAGAUUUACCAAUGGAUAAACCUUCAUUGGUGCUGGCAGUUUGUAAACAAUAUUGGGCAGAAAACUUGAAUGAACUAGCAUGCAAUACAUUGGAAAAGCUGAUUAAUCAAUUUGAAGUCGACAAGAGAGAAGUCAAGAAAAAUUCGGAGAUGUGCCGUUUGAUGGCAAAAUGUUGUUUAAAACUUGGUGAUUGGUACGAUAUCCUACCGCAGCCAACCAAAGAUAUACAAACUAUGAACAUAAAUGUCCAACAAUCAUUACAACCUAUUAGCAUCUCUCAACAAUCACCGACUAAUUCAUCCAUUAUGAUUAAUGUACCACCACUACUUCUACCUAGUAGUUAUGUCCAGAUUUCUCCGCCACCAGUAAUUCCACCAAGUUCACAUGUGAUGCAAUCGUUACAGUCCAGUUUAUCACAAGCUCCUUUGACGCAAACAAUGAAAUUCUAUGCAAAUGCUACAGUUUAUGAUCCAACUUGGUAUAAAGCAUGGCAUAAACUUGCGUCUGCGUACUUUAAUGCUGCUAUGUAUCAGACACAAAAUUCGUUUUCGCCGGCACCACCACCACCGCCUUUUAUCGGUGCAAUGCCAAGUUCUCCCUCCUACAGCCCCUUUGGGAGCAUUAUUGAUCGAGAUAUUUUAUCAGAUAUUUUGAUACCAGAACUUUAUCCACAGCCGCCGCCUUCUGAUGCAGUUAUUGUAAAUCCACCUUCUCCAGCACCUAAUAAGGCGAUGAUCUUUUUUGCAAAACAGGCUGUCUCAAGCUUUAUUAAUGCUGUUACCUUGGCUGAAGGAUCACGGCUAGAAGAUACACUGCGAUUUCUAACUUUAUGGUUCAAACACGGUGAUCAAGUUGAAGUUUUUGAAACUAUCAAAGAAUCGCUGAAGCUGUUGCCCGUUGAAAUGUGGCUCGAGGUUAUCCCACAAUUGAUGGCACGUUUAGAUUCGAAACAAAAUGUCGCUCAGUUAAUCAAAGAAGUUGUCAUCGACUUAUCGAAAGUUCACCCACAGUCUUUGGUUUAUGCCCUUACAGUGGCUGCGAAAUCGGCUAAUUUACGCCGUUCUGCAGUUGCAACAGAGAUAUUAACGAUUAUGAGCGAUAGCCAAUCAACACUUGUUGAGCAAGCAAGGCUUGUCAGUGACGAAUUGAUUCGUUGUGCUAUACUAUGGCAUGAACAGUGGCAUGAAGCACUCGACGAUGCGUCGAGGCUUUAUUUUCAGGACAAGAAUGUAAAAGCUAUGUUCGACCUGUUGAAACCAUUACAUGACUUGAUCGAUCGUGGUGCUACUACUCUGAAGGAACAAUCUUUCAAACAAACGUAUGAGAAUGAGUUGAAGGAAGCUUGGAAUGCUUGUCGUUGCUAUUUACGUUCACAGAACGCCAAAGAACUCAAUCAAGCAUGGGAUCUCUACUACAUUGUAUUUAGGAAAAUCUCAAGUCAGCUUCGUCAGCUUACAUCUUUGGAUCUCAAUUACGUUUCUCCUAGGCUGGUGAAAGCUAGAGAUUUGGAACUAGCAGUUCCUGGAACAUAUGAUCCAAGUGCUCCAUUGGUUACUAUAUCCUCGAUAAAUAAUACUUUGCAAGUAAUUAAUUCAAAACAACGACCAAGAAAAGUAGUUAUGAAAGGAAGUGAUGGGAAAGAUUACAUAUUCCUCCUGAAAGGUCAUGAGGAUCCUCGGCAAGACGAGAGAGUGAUGCAGCUGUUUGGUUUGGUCAAUACCUUGCUCUUACAUCAGGGUGAUACAUCUCGCCGAAAUUUGACAAUUCAACGCUAUUCAAUUAUUGCCUUGAAUCAGAAUAGUGGUUUGAUUGGUUGGGUGCCGAACUGUGAUACUUUACACUCGCUUAUUCGUGAUUAUCGGGAAAAGAAGGGGAUUCUCUUAUCUAUGGAGCACAAAAUUAUGCAAAGUUUUGCUCAUGAUUUGGACCAGAUGACUUUAUUGCAAAAAGUUCAGGUAUUCCAUCAUGCACUUGAAAUGACGAGUGGAAAUGAUUUACAACAGAUUUUGUGGCUUAAAUCUCCAAAUUCGGAAAUUUGGUUUGAUCGGCGUACCAAUUACACUCGCUCAAUGGCAUGUAUGUCAAUGGUGGGCUACAUUUUGGGACUUGGGGACCGACAUCCGUCAAAUCUAAUGCUCGAUCGCAUUAGUGGGAAAAUUGUUCAUAUUGAUUUCGGUGAUUGCUUCGAAGUUGCAAUGACCAGAGAAAAGUUUCCGGAAAAGAUUCCAUUUCGACUAACAAGGAUGCUCAUUCAGGCGAUGGAAGCUACAGGAAUUGAGGGUAAUUAUCGGAUAACCUGUGAGCGUGUUUUACGGGUGCUUCGUUCAAAUAAGGAAAGCCUUCUUGCAGUCCUCGAAGCAUUUGUGUAUGAUCCUCUUAUCAAUUGGAGGUUGAUGGAAGCUGGUGGAAGGCGACCACCUCCCGAAACACUUCAGAAGGACGGUCAAACUGAUUCCAAAGCUGAGUCAUCUCUAAAGCGUAUCAAGCAGAAAUUAGCUGGCCGUGAUUUUAAUCCAAAUGUGGAAUUCAGUAUACCGGAGCAAGUUAGUCUGCUCAUUGAACAAGCAGUCUUAGCGGAAAACUUGUGUCAGUGCUAUAUCGGCUGGUGUCCAUUUUGGUAA
This is a messenger RNA of Brugia malayi, 7503 nucleotides long. RefSeq lists its product as uncharacterized. Bases 1 to 7503 code for a protein of 2500 amino acids. Gene Ontology annotation, biological process: protein phosphorylation; TOR signaling; negative regulation of macroautophagy. Lineage: Eukaryota; Metazoa; Nematoda; Chromadorea; Rhabditida; Onchocercidae. The record is from RefSeq and is a predicted model, not a curated record. The transcript is spliced from 47 exons. Gene Ontology annotation, molecular function: protein binding; protein serine/threonine kinase activity; protein-containing complex binding. Gene Ontology annotation, cellular component: nucleus; TORC1 complex; TORC2 complex.